Messenger RNA from Truncatella angustata, 1162 nucleotides. RefSeq lists its product as uncharacterized. The record is from RefSeq and is a predicted model, not a curated record. NCBI's taxonomy places the organism in Eukaryota, Fungi, Ascomycota, Sordariomycetes, Amphisphaeriales, Sporocadaceae. Bases 189 to 971 code for a protein of 260 amino acids. The transcript is spliced from 2 exons.
GCUGAAAAGGUGCUGAAAGUGGUGCCAGGACCAGGUGGACAAAAAGAUGCGACAAUCCUCUGUGCAAACUCGAGAGUUUUUCUCUCCAGUUCUGCCUUUUCUUGUAUACUAAUCUGCAGAUCAACUGGUGCAAUCGAUAAUUAGACCCAAUAGAUCGUGUCCUUUGAUCUUGAUUCCUGUAGCCCAAAAUGGAUCACCAACAACAACAACAAUACCACCAACAAGGUGGCCAAGCUUAUUACCCGCCUCAGGAGAAGCCCGCCGAUUAUGUGGAUCAUCAAUACGGGCAGCAGUUUCCGCAACAAUACCACGACAACGGCGCCGCAGCGGCACAGUCAAAUCAUGUGCCGCAUGACGGUGCUUAUACCGGAGGUUACACUGCUCCGGCUCAGACUUCGGGAAGCGGUCCAAAGCGCGGGCUCCUCAUCACCCUGAUCGCGGCCCUAGCUAUCCUCGCCGCCACUGUUAUCGGUCUUGCUGCCGGUCUUGGUGUCAGCCAGAAUCAUCUCCACUCCGCACAAUCAGACCUCGAUGCCGCUCAGGCUUCUCUCUCCUCUGCUGCAUCCGCUCCGACAGUGACAGUCACGUCAACAAAGUCGGGAUCACCAACGAAGACUUCUUCUUCGGCAACCGCCAGCGCGACAGCCGACAAGUUUUCUACUUGCCCCGGCGCGAACAACACCAUCUACACUUCCGGCACGGACAGCAAGCAGUUCAAAGUGCUCUGCGGCGUCGACUCCAGCGGCGAGGGCCAGUCCGACGACCUGAACAGCACCAAGGCAGCAACCAUGACUGUCUGCAUGGACGCAUGUGCCAAGACGGACGGAUGCCAGGGUGCUGGCUGGGGCUACAUUGACGGCAGCGGCAACAUGUGCUACAUGAAGACGAACUUGACCGGUUAUCACAAUGCAACAGCAAGCUGGGAAUUCGCUACCUUGGCCACUUUGAACACAACUUCAACAGACUCCUGAAUAAACAGGCUCGGGCGGCGUUUGGGUGGGACUGAUGUCAUUGUUGGACAAUAAAAAGGUUUAGCUAUAGCGGGAUAAUUUUGAUACCAUUUCCUUUCGCCUUCGGUUUGCGGUCAAGUUCAAUGUGAUAUUAAUCAACAGCCGGUAGAGCAGUCACGUCCGAUCCGCCACAGCUUAGCAUUUGAUACGAC